Molecule: messenger RNA, 2910 nt
Organism: Peromyscus leucopus (white-footed mouse)
Lineage: Eukaryota; Metazoa; Chordata; Mammalia; Rodentia; Cricetidae
Gene: Bard1
Product: BRCA1 associated RING domain 1
Exons: 11
Coding region: 136-2421 (761 amino acids)
Molecular function (GO): protein binding
Source: RefSeq, a predicted model, not a curated record
AUUUCAGCGCCUUUCGGCGGCCGCCCAGCCCCAGGCGUCCCACGGGCUCCGAACCUCCGCGCGCCCCGGGCUCCGGCGGUGACCAGGGCGGGGUGCGGCACCCGAGCUAAACCUGACCUCCCGCCCUCCGAGGGGAUGCUGCGCAGGCCGCCGACGGUCCGCUCCGGGAACAAGCCUUCUCCCGCUCCCGCCAUGGAGCCGGCUGUCGCCGGGCCCUGGGCCCACAGCCGCGCGGCGCUCGCCCGCCUGGAGAGCCUGCUGCGCUGCUCCCGCUGCACUAAUAUUCUGAAGGAGCCCGUGUGCUUAGGAGGAUGUGAGCACAUCUUCUGUAGUGUUUGUAUAAGCGACUGUGUUGGAUCAGGAUGUCCAGUGUGUUGUACCCCAGCCUGGAUCCUAGACCUCAAGAUAAACAGACAGUUGGACAGCAUGAUCCAGCUUUAUAGUAAGCUUCAGAAUUUGCUACAUGCCAAUAAACUUUCAGAUCCAAAAGACACCACACCCAAGGCAAGUUUAUGUGGUGACGCAGAAAUGAAGAAGAAUUCCAUAAAAAUGUGGUUUAGUCCUCGCAGUAAGAGAGUUAGAUAUGUUGUGAAUAAAGUGUCAGUGCAGACCCAGCCUCCAAAGGCAAAGGGUGACAAAGCCCAGAAAGCCUCAAUGUAUGAAUUUGUUUCCACAAGUCCCCCUGAAGUUGUUUCUAAGAGGGCUAAAACAGCUUCUCGAACAUCUGCGAAAAAGCAGCCGAAGAAAGCUUCAGCUGAGAUCAACCAGGAGGGGAGUUUAAGGCCAGAGACAGAAGAUAGAUUUGAUUCCAAAGAGGAACUGAAGGAGGAAAGGGUUGUCUGCUGUAGCCCAACACCAGUUACGGAAAGUCCACGGGUGAAUGGUGAAAUCGACUUAUUAGCAAGUGGCUCUGUUGCAGAAUCUGAAUAUUCUGGAAGCUUGACUGAAGUGUCUUUACCAUUGGCUGAGCAUAUAGUGUCUCCAGACACUGUGAGCAAGAAUGAAGAGACUCCUGAGAAGAAGGUCUGUGUAAAAGAUCUUCGCUCAGUAGGGCGUAAUGGGAAUCACAAAGGCUGCAGCAGGCCUCCCAAUCCCACUUCUGAGAAUUGUGGGAGCGAUGUUUUGAGCCCCAGCAGAGAUGGCAUUAAGCCAGCUGCGCUUGCAGAAAACCCACCGCUGGUUGACUGUUCUUCAGGGCAAGUUGAUGUCACACUCAGGAGAAACAGUAACGUGUCGGAUGACUUCCUCAGCCUCUCACCAGGCACACCCCCACCUCUGCUGAAUAAUUCAACUCACAGACAAAUGAUGUCAAGCCCCGCCACAGUGAAGCUGUCACCCGGUGUCACGGCCUUGAAAAGAAAUCACAGAGGAGAGACUUUGCUUCAUAUUGCUUCUAUUAAGGGCGAUAUACGUUCCGUUGAAUACCUCUUACAAAAUGGAAACGACCCAAAUGUUAAAGACCAUGCUGGAUGGACACCGUUGCAUGAAGCCUGCAGUCAUGGGCACCUGAAGAUAGUGGAAUUGCUCCUCCAGCAUAAUGCUUUGGUCAACACCACAGGCUAUCAGAAUGACUCGCCACUCCACGAUGCGGCCAAGAAUGGGCACGUGGACAUAGUCAAGAUGUUACUGUCCUAUGGCGCCUCCAGGAAUGCUGUUAACAUAUUUGGUGUACGGCCUGUGGAUUAUACAGACAAUGAAAAUAUAAGAUCAUUAUUGCUGCUACCAGAGAAGAAUGAAUCAUUCUCAACUAGCCAGUGCUCAGUCGUGACUGCUGGACAGCGAAGGAAUGGGCCAUUGGUGCUCAUAGGCAGUGGGCUUUCUUCGCAACAGCAGAAAAUGCUCAGCAAACUUGAGGCACUUCUUAAAGCUAAAAAAUGUGCUGAGUUUGACAAUACAGUAACCCAUGUCAUUGUGCCCGAUGGUGAGGCUCAAAGUACUCUGAAGUGCAUGCUGGGGAUUCUCAAUGGAUGCUGGCUCCUGAAGUUUGACUGGGUGAAAGCCUGUCUGCACAGCAAAGUACGUGAACAGGAAGAAAAGUAUGAAGUUCCUGGAGGUCCACAGAGGAGCAGGCUCAACAGAGAGCAGCUGUUGCCAAAGCUGUUUGAUGGUUGCUACUUCUUUUUGGCGGGAAACUUCAAACAUCAUCCAAAGGACGACCUCCUUAAGCUCAUUGCCGCAGCAGGAGGCAAGAUGCUCAGUAGAAAGCCCAAGCCAGACAGUGAUGUGACUCAGACCAUCAACACAGUUGCGUACCAUGCCAAACCUGAUUCUGACCAGCGCUUCUGUACCCAGUACAUCGUCUAUGAAGAUCUGUUUAAUUGUCGCCCAGAAAGGGUUCGGCAGGGCAAAGUCUGGAUGGCUCCUUCCACCUGGCUUAUCAGCUGUGUAAUGGCCUUUGAAUUGCUGCCACUUGACAGCUGAGUGUCAUACAUGAACAUUUUAAGCUGAACAUGCAUAGUUUAUGAGAAUGCAGCCAUUGUGAUGUGUUUGAUGAUUCGAGUUUUUAUGGAUAGGUAGAACCAUUGUAUUUUUCCCCUUUAAUUGCUAAAUAAAACAAUUGAUGCUAGAUUAGGAAUUCAUUCAGAUGCCAAAAUUGCUUUCAGGAUUUUGUAUUCUCUUGAGGUUGGGGCUGUAUAGUCUUCAUGAACCAUGCAUGAGGCACGGGGUUCCAUACUGGGAACUGCAAGGAAGUUUUCAUUUUACAAGUGGCCUCUGAUAUUUGAUUGAUCAUGUUGUCUUUCAGUUUUAUCAGCAUCUAUCAAAGAUUAAUAAUUAGUGAGAUGACAUCAGAACUACUUGUUAAAUCUGUAAAUGGUCUAUCAUUAAUAUAGCAUCUUUUAGUUAACGCUAUCAUCAGAUGAUUUAUCCUGCCUUUGUUAUAAUGAUAAUAGAGCAUCUAUCUAAGUUUGC